AUGGCAGCUGGAUUUGCAGCAGCGAUACCACCAAAUGUUCCUUCAAUAAAGAUGCUUAAACAACAGCUAAGACCAUUGCAAUUAAAUUUGAAUGUGCAAGAGACCUUAAAAGAUGGCAUUGAUAUGGAUGAUGUUGAUGAUGAUGAUGACGAUGAGGAUGAUGAUAAUGAUGAUGCUGAAGUGCAAAUAGACGCCGAUGAUAAUAUAAUAGAGGUGGAUGAUAAAAAUGAUAUUAUUAAUCUACAAACCGUCACAUUAGUGCCUCAAUUAAGAACUAAGAUCACCGCAACAACAACAUCAACAACAACAACAACAAAAACAACACCAUCGAGUGCAUUAGCUAAAUUCAAUCGACUCAUUGAUUCAACUAGGGAUAAAAAUGAACAACGGGAUUGGAUUCAACAUGAUCAUGAAUUAGAUGAACUUAACAGUUCCAAUUUACAUGAACGUCUAUCCAUGGCAUAUCCAGAGUUACUAUCAUUGGGUACACCAUCCGAUAGUAAAUUUAUCAACAACCUCUCAAGGGUUAAACAGGAUCAUAAUCGGCAACAUCAAAGGGAUUAUCAUCAUAAUAAUUAUCAUCAUUGUGGCUCUAAAGUUGUUGACACUAACUUUGGCACACCAUUAACAUUUUCAGCACCAUUCACCCAACAACAACAACAGCAACAACAACAACAACAACAAGAGCAAGAAGCAACGACACCCGAGAUGUUAAUAAAAAAGCAUAAACUUAUCGAUCAUCAUCAUUUUUUGCAUAAA
Molecule: messenger RNA, 759 nt
Organism: Drosophila willistoni
Lineage: Eukaryota; Metazoa; Arthropoda; Insecta; Diptera; Drosophilidae
Product: myb-like protein Q
Exons: 1
Source: RefSeq, a predicted model, not a curated record